Notolabrus celidotus (New Zealand spotty) is the source of this 1847-nucleotide messenger RNA. It is a transcript of the gene emb, whose product is annotated as embigin. NCBI's taxonomy places the organism in Eukaryota, Metazoa, Chordata, Actinopteri, Labriformes, Labridae. The transcript has 9 exons. The coding region runs from base 62 to 991 and encodes 309 amino acids. The record is from RefSeq and is a predicted model, not a curated record.
AGAGUCUAGAGAGAGAAGCAGUGAGAGACCUGCACGCAGAGAGGACAGAAGGAUAAUAACCAUGUCAGCCGCGUGGAAGCAGCUUGCUUUUCAGAUCCUCCUGCUUUUCAUCUCCUGCAGACACAUCAAUACAAAGACAUCCGGUCCAACAUCCCCACCUCUGGAUCCCAUCGGCCCCCUUCAAACGGUCGAAAAGGGUUAUGUACUGAAAGGUAACAGUCACACUGAGAAAGUUGAACUGUUGAACCCGGUCAACCUGGUUCUGAUGUGUACCUGGGCGGGUAGUCAGAACAAAUCAUUAAACAUUACCGGCUUCUGGAGGAAAGAUGGAGAGGAGAUAGAGAACAGCCGAGUCACAGUGCAGCUGAAGAAUGAGCAGUAUAAUCUCAUACGAAGGUUCAGAAUCGUGAGUGAAGAGGACCUCAGGUGUUACUCAUGUGUUUUUGGAAGCAAAGCAAAAAUAGACUUUGUCUUGGCAGCUCCACAGAUUGGUGAGGUGCGAGACAAACCCAUAGUCAGCUACGUUGGGGAUUCUGUGGUGAUCACAUGUAAAAUAGAGGACAGUAAACCAAAACCAAACACCUGGAACUGGUAUAAGGCAAAUGAUACGGGCAAGGAGCAGAUUUCCACUGCUGCAGAGAAUCACAAGUAUGGAAUCAAAAAUGAGGAGAGGAAGACCAAACUGCUGGUUCACAACCUGACCGAGGAUGACUCUGGCUUUUAUUACUGUGGAGCAGUGUACAACAUCAGCACCACGAUGGGUCAUGUGGAAUUAAAGGUCAUCAGUUUCUACGAGCCUCUGAAGCCCUUCAUAGCCAUCGUGGUUGAAGUGAUCAUCCUGGUUGCCGCCAUUUUGCUCUAUGAGAAGAGUCAGUCCAAGAAAGAUUACACAGCAGCAGGAAAUGGUGCAAAUGAUCAGACAAACACACAGUCACCUGGUGAAAAUAACGGAGCAGAGGAAAGCUCUUCAAUGAGACAGCGGAAAGUUUAAAACAAACAAAUGUCUUCGAUCCAACAGAUCCAGGAACCUUUAAACUGUGGACACAAGUGUCAACAAUAUAGAGCUUUAGAGCAAUAUCUCAUUCACUGUUUUAUGAAUUCACUGUUUUCACCUUAGAGCAAUAACCACCACUUAAGUGUCACUCCUUAUACUCAUACACAAGUACAGUAGCUCUUAUAUUUUGGAUUCUUGUCUCACUAUAUUUCACAUGAGGAUGUGGUUUUAUUUUCUAACAAUAGAGAUGUUACAAGAGCUGAGAGAGCAAAGCAUUUACCUGUUUAUAGCCUCACUUCCUGUGGAAAAGAACACAUCACCAUGCCUUUAACCCCACUCUGUCAAAAAGACGUACUACUUCACUAACCUCAGCUCUUCUUCCGUUCUCUACAUCUCUUACUUUGCAUCAUGAUUUGUGAGCAGUGCCUUACACUCCCUGAAAGCCCUUAACUUACCAUUCAUAGUGUACUAACAGCAGCUUUAUGUCACUUUACAUUUCUUUCUGUAGCAACGUGUGGCAAACAUACUGAGUAUCUGCACAACCUUAUCAUGCAUCAAGAUAUAUUAUUAUAUAUGUAGAUUCUUGUGUGUGUUUGUCAUCUCACAGUAUAAGAUGGUCGGAGAGGUCAUCAUUCCUCUUUAGGAUUUCAGCUGCAAGUCUUUGGUUGUUCAAUUGCACUUACCUGAAAUAUUUGCCUACACUGUGUAUGUAAACGAGUACAUUAGAAAAACAUGACUCACUGUGAUUCUGCUGGUUCAACACACUGUAUCUCCAAUUGAGUUGCAUUAUGGGUGUUAAAGGUGUGCAGAUUUAUGUGGAAUAAAAGACUUAGGUUGCCUUUCAGUACUCUUA